This is a messenger RNA of Adineta ricciae, 2961 nucleotides long. Lineage: Eukaryota; Metazoa; Rotifera; Eurotatoria; Adinetida; Adinetidae. The record is from the annotation of a GenBank genome assembly.
AUGACAACGAAUACAGGUUAUGUUUUGUAUGAAUUACAACACGAAUUGCAGUCUGAAACAAAAUCAGGCCUCAAUAAUCUUCGUCAAGAAGAGACUAAGGCAAAUGCUUAUUUCUCAGAUAAUACAACGCUCGUUCAAAAGGAAAGGGAAAAUGAACGUGGAACCCGAGAUGCUCAAAUGAAACAAACCGAGGACAAUGAUGAAAAACUUAAACAAUUAAUGAAACAAAUGCAAAAUGAGGUGAACUAUUUGGACACGCUCGAAACUAAACGAAAAGAAUUACGUGAUCAGCAUACCAAUUUAGUCAUGGAAUUUGAACGCGCUCAAAACGAAUUAUAUAAGCAAGAUUCUGAAAUGAAAACUUUAGAAAAUGACGUUCAACAAAAUAAGGAAAAAGAACGACAAUUAACAGAAGAAAAAGAAAGAUUGGAACAGAAAAUUCAUGAAAUGAAAUUUAAAGAAAACGAGAUUAUCAAUGAACGAAAUAAAUGCGAAUUAUCGUUGAAUAGUUUACAAGAACUGAUUCGACAAACUCAAGAAGAGUUACGAACAAAUCAAGAAAAACUUAGUCGAGAACAAGGUGAAUUAGCUGAAGCACAGAAUCAAAUUGAAGAUUUAAACAAGAAAAUCAAAGAAAAUGAAAAUGAAAUUAAACGGUUUAUUCGAGAUAUUGAACAAUUAAAAGAUCAACAGCGGAAGUUCAUAUUAGAACAAAAAGAUCUUGUAGCAAAAAAAGUCGAGUUGGAAUUUGUUAUCGUACAGUUAACUGAUGUCAUACAAGAAAAAGAAAUUGAUGUAAUUCGUUUACACACGAAAAUGCAAAAGUAUCAAGAAAACAUCAAUCGAAAUAAUGGAGAAUUAACCAUUUUGAGAAAGGAAAUAGAAGCUAAAAAAACUGAAUUCGAUAAUGAAGGAAGGAAAUUAACAGAAACUGAACAGCUGGUAACUGAACUUGAAAAUAAAAAGUCAUUAUUGGAAACAGAAAAACAACAACAAAUUAAGAUAUUACAACAAUUAGAUGAUCAACGAAUUGACUAUUCAAAUGAAUUGCACAAUCUUCAAUUAAAACUAGCAGCUGUUGAAAAUUCACUCAAAGAAAAUCAAAGUAAAAUUAGAAGCUGUGAAGAACAAGAGCGUAUACAGAAUAGUCUACUUGCUGAUCUGAGGUCAACUUAUCAAGAACUCGAAAAUACUCUUACCAAAAACAAAGAUGAAUGUGAAGAUUUACGUACACGUAAACAAGAAGCUGAGAAAGAGUUGCAGCAAGCUGAAAGUCUUCGUCAGCAAGCUGAACAACAUCUCACUGAAUUAAAACAAAAAGAACGUGACUUCGAAUAUCAACAAGCACAAGCUAAAAGAGAUCAACAGGCAGCGUUAGUACGAAUGAAUAAUGCUCAAUAUGAGAAAAACAUUGCUGAAAAACAUGUCCGAGCGGCUGAAGAAAAAUUAGAAAACGAAGAAAAGCAUUUGAAACAGUGCGUGCCAUUUUCCAUCUUAUGGGUGUCAAUAGGAGAGAAGGCGAGAAGCAACCAAGAAGAAGCCGUUAGUAAAGCUAAACAUGAUCUUGAACAAGUCAAACAAAAAUUAGAAAAGAAACAAGAUGUCCUAGCAGAUCUGACUGAAAAACAUACUACUGCGACAAAUAAAACACUUGACUUAAAAAAUCGCUUAAAUCAAGUGAUAUCCGAACGCGUUGAACAAGAAAAAGUAGUCAAAAUAAAAAGCAGCGAUGCAACACGAAAGAAGAAUACCGUCAAUGAUCUUUCUACUCAACUUCGAGAAACAACAACAAAUCAAAGAAAAGUACAAAUAGAGAUGAAAAAUAUCCAAGGUAAAAUUGAAGAUGCUCAAACGAAACUCAAUUCAUUCAAAGGUGAAUUAGAAAAACAUAAACUCGAUUUAUCAACCAAUCAAACUCAAAAAGAUGAUUUACUAACUAACAUUCGAACAAGCGAAACUGACAUUGAACGUCAUCAACGUACUAUGAAUGAUCAUGAAGAAAUCAUUAAAAACAAUCAAUUAGCUUUCGAUAAAAUAGUCAAUGACCUGCAAAAAAAACAAAAUACUACGAUUCUCAUCAAACAAAAACUGCAAAUACUAAAGCAAUCCAUCGGGGAAAAAGAAAACCUUGAACAGGCUAAACUAAGAGAAAUAGCCAAUGAAGAAACUUUACUUGAAGCAAAUAAAAAAGGUCUUGACAAAUUAACCGAAGAAAUCGCCUCAAAACGUCAACAAUUGGAGAGCAAUCAACAACAAUAUAUGGCUAAUAAAACUGUAUUGAAUCGAAUCAAUGAUGAUAUCCAGACUUUGCAAGACGAAAGAAUUCGUUGUGAGAAAGAAAAACAAAACUAUAAAAAGGAGUUAGAUGCUCAACAAACAUUAUAUCAACAGAAACAAGCAGCAGUACAACAACAAAAAACUAAGGUUAACGCUCUCUCAUCUGGAUUAGAAUCUUUAAAAGCACAAGAUAAAACAUUACAUAAUGAAAUACAAAUAUUGCAGGGGAAAAUCGAUCAGAAAGAUGUUGAAAUCUGUCAAAAACAAAAACAAUUUCAUGAAAUUCAAAAUAAGCUAAAUGAUUUAACUGCUAAACAAACAGUUGCCAGCAAAUAUCUAACUGAAACAAAAAAUACAUUGGAAACAGUAACACUUCAAGUUCAACGAAACAAUGAUGAAAUUUCCAAUAGCGAAGUAAAAUUGAAUCAAUUGAAAACAAAUAUUAAACAAUCGAUAUAUCAAUCACAAAGUCAUGAAGAUGUGCGAAAAGUGACAUUUCGUAAACUUGAACAAUAUGAAAAUACUCUACGGUUAAUCAGUAAGAAUUCCUAUGAAACUUAUUCGAAAAUUCAACAGAAAACCAAUGAACUUCUCGAACACGAUCGGCAAAAACAACGUGAUGUCUCGGAACGACGUCAUGUGUCAUCGGUACCCAAUCAACGAGAAAACUAUGCAAAAAAAUAA